Epinephelus moara (kelp grouper) is the source of this 1440-nucleotide messenger RNA. It is a transcript of the gene irag3a, whose product is annotated as inositol 1,4,5-triphosphate receptor associated 2. The transcript has 13 exons. Lineage: Eukaryota; Metazoa; Chordata; Actinopteri; Perciformes; Serranidae. The record is from RefSeq and is a predicted model, not a curated record. The coding region runs from base 88 to 1350 and encodes 420 amino acids.
GACUGUGAGGAGGAUUUGAAUAAUUUAAUCUGGGUUUUACCUGAGGAAGACAUUUGGAUUAUUCUUGUGAGGACAGCAGCUGAUGUGAUGAUGACCGCUCAGCCUGAUGCAGAGACAAACAGCUACAGUCCCCCCACCAUGCUGGGCAGUGAGGACAGUGAUGAAGAAUCCAGUCAAGAGGAGCGGCCAGUCAUAAACUGGAAUGAGCUGUCCAUCAUAGAGCGUGUAGGCCUCAACAGUGUGGAGAUGUCAGAGAGAGAUCUGGAGACGGCCUUCUCUCAGAUCGCUAUGGCCUUUCGCUGUGACCAGUACACCCUGAAGCAGAGGCUGCAGGCGGAGGAGCACGCCCGCAACCUGGCUGAGGAGAACAUCCAGCUGGAGCUGACCAGAGGCAGGGAGACCCUGGAGAUGCUGAAGGGCCUGUGUCUGGACAGUAAGCGCAGUAAGAUCCUGCAGAGGCUGGAGCUGUCUCUGGACAUCCUGGCUGGGACUGUGGAGCGAAUCUCCAACACAGCAGAGGUGCUUGGUGCUGUACACCAGGAGGCCCGGGUUAGUCAUGCCGUGGAGCUGAUGGUGGCUCAUGUGGAGAAUCUAAAGAGGCGACAUGAGAGAGAUGCGACAGAGCUGGAGGAGGCCAAGAAGACCAUCCAGCAGCAGACCUCCUGCAGAAGCAUCAUUGAUGGCAGAGCAUCACCAGAUCAAGAUGACAGUGGGGGCAGAAAGAAAAACUCUCAGCAGUUCUUCCAAAACAGUGGUCGUCGCAGAGUCAGUAUGUCACUGAUUCCCAGUCAAAUCCAGGAGGCUUUAAAAGGAGAAGUAAAGAAGCGAGCCGCUCCUCCGAGGUCCUUCAGCAAGGAGUCCUUCCUCACCUGCUCGUCUGCCCCCCUGAGCUCCAAGUUCAGCUGCCCUGCUGUUACCAAGGACGACGACUACUCAGUAGAUGACAGGCCAGUGGAUCCAGAUGAAACUCCGUCUGAAGCUCUAGCUGCUGCUGAGCCUCCUCCACCUCCCAACCCCAACGUCAACCCCACCCCAGAGUGCCUCCCAUCAAAACAACCGGCCAUCAGGAAGAUACACAAGAAAAGCUCCUCUAUGGAUACUCUGCGACACAGACACAAGGGCAAAGCUGAGCUAUCAAAGAAAAAAGCAGAAAAGGAUAAAAAGAGCACGAAUAUUUACCAACAACUUUCUGUGAGCACGUGUGGGUCUGUGUGGAGACAUCGUCCUCUGACUCACUGGUUGUACCGUUGUCGCUGGGCGCUCCUCUGCGUGUACCUGUUCGUGCUUUUGAGUGUCGUGACAUUAACUCUCUUCUUGUGGAAGCAUCAUGAGGACGCACCUGAGCCAUGAUCAGCAUGUUGUCUGAAGUCUGUGACUGUACUGUGAACAAUAAGUGUGUAGACCAGCUGAAACACCUCUUAUCAGUGUUUAUAUAUGAAU